UUACUUUUGAUAAAAGCGAACUCGAAUGCUGGACAUUAUUAAAAUCGUCAUACUGGUGGGGCGGUCAAGAAAUUUUAAAUACUUCUGCUCUGAUAUAUCUCGUAUUGUGUAUAGUGCGGGUUCAGUAAGAUAAUCAAAACAAAUAAGCGCACUACUCCACUACAACUCCGCGAUCGAUUACUUUGACUUAAAACUUAAACGAUAAAGAACUUAAAGUGAAGUAAUAAAAAUGUGUGAAAUAAUAUCCUCAAAGUGCUUAACUACCGUACAAGAAAGGGUUAACAUUGAGUUUGAUGGAAUCUGUUAUAAUGCAAAACAAAAUAAAGUUCGAAAACAAAUCUUGUCUAAUUUGACCGGUUCUUUCAAAUUUGGCGAAAUGACAGCAAUUAUGGGACCAUCCGGUGCUGGAAAAUCAACUUUAUUAAACAUUUUAACUGGAUACCAAAGAAAAGGAGUGAUUGGUGGUAUUAGAAAAGUAUCUUGCUACACAAAUGCGAUAAUAACGGACAAGUUAAGAAAAAAUUCCUGUUACAUUAUGCAGGACGACCGCUUAAACCCAUUGUUCACAGUUUGGGAGAUAAUGUCCAUUGCUGCUGAUCUUAAAAGAGGGCGAAAUUUAACCAAAAAAUCCAAAGAAAAUUUAAUUGACGAAAUCUUAACUUCUUUGGCUUUAACAACAUGUAAAAAUACAAGAUGUGGAAUGUUAUCGGGCGGACAAAAGAAAAGACUUUCGAUUGCUUUGGAAUUAAUUGACAAUCCACCAGUUAUGUUUUUAGAUGAACCAACAACAGGAUUGGAUAGUCUUUCAACGUACCAAUGCAUUUCAAUUUUGAGAAAUUUGGCCAAAGCUGGACGGACGAUUAUUUGUACAAUUCAUCAACCGAGCGCGACGAUUUUCGAAAUGUUCGAUCAAAUUUAUGUUUUGGCGAAAGGGCAAUGUGUUUAUUCGGGGCCCCCAACCAGAACAGUGGAGUAUUUGUCGAAUUUAGGGCUUUAUUGUCCCAAAUAUCACAAUCCUGCCGAUUAUUUGAUAGAAACAGCCAAUUGCGAUUAUGGCGAUUUAACGGAUUUAUUGGUUAGUUUUAACAAAAAGACCAAGUUUGAAGAGGGGCUUAUUUCAAAAGAAUAUGGCGAAGAUGUUGAAUUAACAUUAUCAAAUAAAGAUUCUUGCAAAUAUGAACCCCCAUCAGAAUUUUAUAAAUUUUCAGUUCUUUUAAAAAGAACCUUUUUACAUCUUUAUAGAGAUUGGACAGUCACCCAACUAAGAUUGGCUUUACACACCUUAAUAGGCACAUUUUUAGGGAUAAUUUUCCUAAAUUAUGGUAGUGAUGGUUCAAAAUCGGUUUCAAAUGCUGGAUUUCUUCUGAUUACUAGUGCUUAUUUAACAUACACUGCAAUGAUGCCCGCUGUACUCAAAUUUCCUUUAGAACUUCCUGUAAUAAAACGAGAACAAUUCAAUAAUUGGUAUAAAUUAAGAACAUAUUACGCUUCAUUUUUAGUGAGUCACAUCCCAAUUCAGGUGAUAUUUUGCAUUGCUUACGCAUGCGUGGCAUAUUUUCUUAGCGCCCAACCGGCUGAAGCUAAUCGAUUUUUUAUGUUUGUCCUUAUUUGUUGUUUAAUAUCGAUAUCAGCAGAAGGAAUGGGAACGGUUUUAGGAACGGUUGUAAAUCCCGUGAAUGGGACGUUUAUUGGUGCCGUAAGUUGCGCUGUGAUGAUCGUUGUUGGUGGAUUUCUUUGUUUCUAUCCGCAUAUGCCUAAAGUAUUCUACAUAAUGUCUUAUUUCUCGUAUAUAUCUUACGGAACCGAAGCUUUCAUGCAAAUCAUUUAUGGAUUUGAUAGGCCCGCUUUACCAUGUCCUUCCGAAGAAAUUUAUUGCCACUAUAGGGUGCCGCAGAGAUUAUUAAAAGAAAUGGGGAUGGACAAACCUACCUUUUGGGAGAACGUACUUAGUCUUUGCAUUUUUGUAGUGGUUUUUCGAGUGAUGGCCUUUUUAACGCUCAAAAGGAAACUUUCGUAACAAUAGUCGAUAUUAAGGUGUGAUACUAGAAUAGUUUAAAUAAUUAUUUAAUUUAUGACUUAACGAUUAUUAAUAAUCUCAUUAUGUACCUA
Molecule: messenger RNA, 2109 nt
Organism: Onthophagus taurus
Lineage: Eukaryota; Metazoa; Arthropoda; Insecta; Coleoptera; Scarabaeidae
Product: ATP-binding cassette sub-family G member 1-like
Biological process (GO): transmembrane transport
Cellular component (GO): plasma membrane
Molecular function (GO): ABC-type transporter activity; ATP binding; ATP hydrolysis activity
Source: RefSeq, a predicted model, not a curated record